This is a messenger RNA of Geosmithia morbida, 1434 nucleotides long. Its product is annotated as FAD/FMN-containing dehydrogenase. The record is from RefSeq and is a predicted model, not a curated record. NCBI's taxonomy places the organism in Eukaryota, Fungi, Ascomycota, Sordariomycetes, Hypocreales, Bionectriaceae. The transcript is spliced from 4 exons. Gene Ontology annotation, molecular function: FAD binding. Bases 1 to 1434 code for a protein of 477 amino acids.
AUGGUCAGUCUGCAGACCGGUGCCGACUGUGCCUGCACCAAGCUGGCUGCCGAAUUCGAGGCCAGCUCGGUUCUGUUCGCGGAAUCGACCAACUACACGACCCAGACCUUGGCCUACUGGGACAAGCGAGCCGUCUUGGAGCCGAAAUGCAUCUUCCUCCCCACCAGCGCGGAAGACGUUGCUACCGCCGUCAAGACGUUCGCCUCCUGCGGUACCCAGUUCGCCGUCCGUGGUGGCGGACACAUGAACAACCCGGGUUCGAACAGUAUAGAGGGCGGUGUCCUGCUCGCGUUCGACAACAUGGCGACCGUCCGAGUCUCGGCCGACAACAAUACUGUCCAUGUCGGCCCCGGAGCUAGAUGGGAAGACGUCUAUUCCGGCCUGGACCCCUACGGUCUCUACUGUGUCGGCGGUCGCAUGAAGACCAUCGGCGUCGCUGGUCUGGAGCUGAUCGGCGGAUUCCACUACUUCAACAACAAGUAUGGCAUGUCGAUGGACAAUGUCGCCAGCUACGACGUCGUCCUCGGCAACGGCACCCAGGUCACCGCCAAUGCCACCUCCCAUCCCGACCUCUUCUGGGGUCUCAAGGGUGGCUCCAGCAACUUUGGCAUCGUCACCAAUUUCGAGAUCAAGACCCUACCCAUCACGAAGGUCAGCACGACGAUACAGGUAUUCGAUGACUCUGCGAUGCGGGACUUUAUCGAAGCCACCGUCAACCUGGCUCUGCGAGACGGACCCGACAUCGCCGCAGGCAGCAUCAUCACAAUCUCUCGCAACGUCACGACAGGGACUACUUCUGCCCUGCUGCUCGGCGUGCAGGAGGGAGAGGAAUCACCACCUUCGCGUUUCUCCGGCUUCUCCGCCAUCCCUUCGACGUCGAGCCAGAACAAUGUCUCGAAGCCGAUCGAAUGGCACUCCAAGCUAGAUUCGCCAUUCCAGCUUUCUCGUGUUCAAUUCGGCCAUGGGACGAUAAAGCCUAAUGCCGCGCAACUAUACCGGAUCUUUGAGUCGUGGAGGGAUGCGGUCGACGACAUUGCCGAUGUCGAGGGCGUCAACCCGACCUUUGUACUCAACCUCCUCCCGAAGAGUGCCCUGAGCGUGGCGAAGAACAAUGGUAUCGGAAACACCUGGGGCCUGGAGGAUGACCAGGCUUAUAUACUGUGGCAGCUGGUGACCAACUGGGACAAUGCUGUCGACGAUAUCCGCAUCACCAACUGGGCUCGCAGGAUCAUCGACCAUUGGCAGGCGGACAAUGAGGCCAAGGGUCUCGCACACCCGUUCCUCUACGCCGGCGAUGCUGCCGAAUACCAGGACGUAUUUGCGACCUUCCCCUCGGAAAGCCGGAAAAGAAUGAACCUCGUCCGCAAGGAGUAUGACCCUCUGGAGGUAUUCUCUCGCCUGAACUGGGGAGGGUUCAAGUUGUUCACCAUCUAG